Molecule: messenger RNA, 705 nt
Organism: Anopheles coustani
Lineage: Eukaryota; Metazoa; Arthropoda; Insecta; Diptera; Culicidae
Exons: 2
Coding region: 1-705 (234 amino acids)
Source: RefSeq, a predicted model, not a curated record
AUGAAGAGCCUGUUCGUUUGCCUGCUGCUGGCCCUGGCCGGUCAAUCCCUUGCCCAGAGCCAAGAUGAGUUCAUCGAGUACCUGCUGGAGAUCCAGUACCAGGCCGAAGCCAUCCACCAGCUGAUGGAGGGUACGUUCGACAAUGUCCGCUUCUCGAUGAGCGACCAGCUGGUCGAGUUGAACCAACAGUUGAUUUCCCGCAUGAACAACGCCCUGGAGGAGGUCGAGCAGAUCCGCGAGGACACCGAGGACUUCGUCGGCGAGUCGUCGGCUCCGGCUGCCUGCGUUAACGUGGCCACCGCCAACUGGGCCAUCGAAAUCGAGUGGGUUGGACAGGCUCUGUCGCGCUGCGCCAGCAAUGCUAACAUUCAGAUCACCUCGCGCACGGCCGAUGUCCAUGCCGCCCUCGAGGAGGCCCAGAUCGCCUCGACCGAGCUCCAGAACAUCGUUGUCCGUGGUUUCAUCGACUGGAACGCCAUCGACUACACCGAGCAGAUCUCGUCCAUCGUUGGAACCCAGAUCCAGGACAAGUACGACUACUUCACCAGAAUCACGCAGCCCGCUCUGGAGCGCGCCCUGCAGGGCGUGUUCGAUCUGGACGACAACCUGCUGCCGGAGAUCGUGACCUGCGUUGACCGCGGUGUGGAGCGUUUCAACAACUACGGCCGUGUCAUCCGCGACACGCUGUUCUUCUGCUCGCAGUAA